AUGGGAGUCAAUCAUCGCAGAAACGCGAUUGCAUCUUUCCGGGAUGUAAAGCUCGACCCACCCAUGGUCUACCUGGUGCGGUACGCGCCGUGUACUGCGGCUCCCACAAGAAGGGUGUCAUGGUGCAUCUCUUCCAAGAAUCGCCGGACGUCUCAAACAACGUUAAGCAAGAAGACCACCGGCACAACUCCACGCCAGGCUCCCACCGUGGCAGCAGGAGUACCCCAAGGAGAGGCUCGAGCGCCUUCCAACGUAGACAAGACCGGGGCUAACAAAGCGUGGCAAGGCCGAAAGGCCACGAAAGAUCGUGAUUCCACCGACGGCGGAGACAAGAACAGCAGCAGCAAGAAGCGCCGUGGAAGUAAUGGUGGCAAGGACAAUCGAGGAGAGGUUUCCAAAGUCAAUGCGACCAGAGAGGAUCUACCGACAACAGUCUCUGUCGAGACUACUGUCUCAUCCCUGCGGUCACCAACCUCAGCAGCCGCCACCAAACCCCUGUCCUCUCCGCCCAACCGGUCGGGCGACACGGCUGGCAUGGCCCCGUCCGUUGAGUUCCAUCUCUUAAGGCAGGCCAGGGAAGUAGCUAAGAAGGAAGCAGCGGCAAGUGGCGGAGGGAGGAGGCCCCGAGCGCCGUCCCGCAGGGCCCUGGAGGCAUCGGGGCAGCUGAAGCACGAUGGUGCUCAAUGGAUGACGCGGGAGAGAAAAGCGGAGGAAGCUAGGUUCAAAGCUGAGCUAAGAGAGCAGAGAAGGCAGUACAAGGCGGCGGGCCUCAAGUCUGGAGUUGUGCUGGAGGCGUUCGUGGCGGAGGCUGCGGGGACCGGGACAGCGGGCGACGGCGUCGGUGGCGGCGUUGCAGGAGAACUUGGAGUGGGGUCGGCAACAACAAAGCACGGUCGUGAUCCCGCCUGGCAGAAGGUGUCGCCGGGAAUUCUCGCGGCGUCUCCGGAACAGGAGCAGGCCACGGAGCAGGAGGAAACGCUUUCGCCAUCGUCAGAGAGACCUUCAAAGCGACCCAGGCCACCCGCAGCGCCCAACAGCACACCUCGCUCCGAGUCCCCCAAUAUGGUGGAGGACUUGUCGGGCAUUCUGGACGGUCCUUCGUCCAACGGGGUGGCGUGACGUGGCGGUGUUGGUGCUGUCGCUGUGAUCAACGCUCAAGCCGCCAAGACCGGCACUGAGUGGGCUUCCAGGAUUCUCGAGCCACGACAUAAUUUGUCAUGACAGGGAGACGAUGACCGAGAUGAGAAACAAAAUGGUACGGGAUGAAAAAAACGCAACCGUUUUCGAAAGAAUGAAUGGGAGCUGAAAGGGACCUAAGUUGCUACAGCUUCAGAGUCAGCAGCGAUGGGAAGGUAGACCGUAGAGAGGAAUUCCAGUGAUACUUGUAGCAGAGAUCCGAUCCUGUUUUUUUUUUUUGUGAGUUAGUUCGACGUUUAACAGUUGUACCCGGUGAAGUACACGUCAUUGUUGGGCGGUGGUCUUGAGGUUUCACUCCCGGCGUUUUCGUGCAAUAUGAGGCACAUUAUGUUGUGCAGUGAAGUUCUCCCGCGGGUUGGUUUUGUCGACGUCGUCUAAGGGGUAUGCAUUUGGCUGAACAUAGAAGAGCGAGUCAUUUCAGGCGUUUGAUUAAGGGGGCAUAUGGUUCAAUGAUGGAAAUUCAUCUUGUGGUUUGACGACAGCCGCGUGGUACGGUCUGCUGCUUCAACAACGGAAUGACGACAAUGUUUGAUUGAACGUG
Molecule: messenger RNA, 1738 nt
Organism: Ectocarpus siliculosus
Lineage: Eukaryota; Phaeophyceae; Ectocarpales; Ectocarpaceae
Source: the annotation of a GenBank genome assembly